AUAAUGUACACAACGCAACACGUGUAACUUAAGAGGUUAUCUUAGGAUAUCUUACAGGAAUGAUUUUUUGGUUGUAAGGGAACAAUAAUUGUUUAAUUAAUUUAACAAAUACUUUCAUUUGAAGUAGCCUAAAGUAAUCAAAACUACAGCGAAAUGGCGAAAAAACUAAAGAUCAGUGCAGUUAAAAGAAGUAAUCAAAAAAGAACCAAACUUACACGGCAAGGGAAACUUAAAACAAAGAGGCAUAAACCAAUGAAGAAACAUAUUCAAAACAAAAUAAUUCCACAUGCAGAAAUUGUGGAAGAAGAAGAAAGUGAUCAGGGUGAAGAUCUGAUGAACAUGGUCGAAGAAGAUGAUUUAAACUUUUUAGGAGAAGCCAUUUCUAACAAAUCAUAUAAUUUGUUGAAACAAAUACAUUUAAAUGAAACAGGCGAUGAUAAAGUAAAAUAUAAUAAGAAGGAAAAGAAAAGUAAUGACACAUUGGAAGAUAGAUAUGAAAAUAGUAUAUCAAAAAUAGUUGAGAUAGAAGGUACGAAAAAGGUUCGUAUGUUACUUCCUAUAAAAACUCAAAAUGGAAUUAUAGAAAAAAGGAUAAUUCAAGAAAAUCAUGCAGAAGUUAAUGAAAACAUGCCUCAUGAAGAACAUAAUAUAGAGAAAAAUAACAUGGAAAUAAAAUUCAAUUUUCAAAAUGAAGAUAAAGAUAUGAAACCUGUGUCUAUGAUAGAACUUUUAGCAUUUCGUGAAGAAGUAUUAAGAUCUAAACGUUUAAAAAUUGGAUUGUUAUCUAGCAGUCUUCUCGAAACACCAGAAACUAAAUGUGAUAAUUUUAAAAUACUAUUAGAAUUAAUGGAAGAAACCAAUCCAGAAGUAUAUAUUACCGUAAGAAAAUUGGCAACUAUUUCUUUGUUAGAAAUUUUCAAAGAUUUGUUGCCAUCUUAUCAAAUUCUUCAAAUUCAACAAGAAGGAGUAAGAUUAAAGAAAGAAACACUUGCAUUACAAAAUUAUGAAGCUACAUUAUUAAGAUAUUAUAAACGUUAUCUACAAAAGUUAGAAAAAAUGACUAAUAUACUAAGAAGAAAAAAGGGAGAUACACGACAAAUAAAAGAACAAGAAAGUGAACUAGGAAAAGUUGCAUUAACAUGCAUGUGUGAUCUUCUAACAACUCAUCCCUACUUUAACUAUUCUAUUAAUAUAGCAAAUUUUCUUAUACCAUUGUUAGAUAAUAAACAUGAGCUUAUAAGGCAGGAAGUCUUAAAAUGCAUUUCCCAAGUAUUCAAGGAAGACAAACGCGCUGAAUUAUCUUUAAAAAUAGUACGCAAAUUAAACCAAUACAUAAAAUUAAAAGCUCAUUCCGUUCAUUCUGAGGUUCUAUCAGUACUUUUAUCACUUCGUAUAAAAGAUGUAAAUUUAGAUAAAGAAAAAGAAGAAGAGACUAAACAAAAAAAGCUUACGUCUCAUAAACAAAGAAUUCUUGCCUUAAGUAAGCGUGAAAGGAAGAAAAAUAAGAAACUUGAAGAAGUAGAGAAAGAAUUACUUGAAACUAAGGCAGAAGAGAAUAAGCAAACUAAACAAAAAUUACUCACUGAAAUAACAAGUGUAGUAUUUACAAUUUAUUUUAGAAUUUUAAAACAAGCUCCAAAUAGUAAGAUUCUAUCUAUUUGCUUGGAAGGAUUAGCAAAAUUUGCACAAUGCAUAAACUUAGAUUUUUAUCAAGAUUUAGUAACUGCCAUAGAUAAACUAAUGGAAGAGGGUAAUUUAAAUUUGAAAGAUCAAUUACAUUGUAUUCAGUGUGUAUUUACAAUAUUAUCAGGACAAGGUUCAGCAGUAAAUCUUGAUCCUUACAGGUUUUAUGCACAUUUAUACAAAAAUUUACUAAAUAUUCAUUGUGGUAAGACUCAUAUAGAAAUGGAAGUUCUUAUAAAGAUUUUACUUCAAGCUCUAAUUCAUCGAAGAAAAAGAAUUACACAAAGGCGUUUUGUAGCAUUUAUCAAAAGAAUAGCUAUUCUAGCCUUACAAUUGCAACAUAAUUCGAUACUUGGCAUUCUCGGUAUUAUAAAGCAAAGUAUGCAACUUGGAAAAAUGCUAGAUAUUUUGUUGGAUACUGAUAGUACGACUGGAGAUGGUUUUUAUCAAGCAGAGCUAGAGGAACCUGAGUAUUGCAAUGCACACUGUUCAGCAUUAUGGGAACUUACAGCUUUACAACGACAUUAUCACAGUAUUGUACAAAAGAUGGCAAAAAACAUAGCUUGGAAUGUGCCACCAACAGGUGAAGGCAGUUUAUCUCCAGAAAUUGCUAAGCUUUCUCCAGAAGAACUUUAUACUGAAUUUGAUCCUACUGGUGUCGUAUUUAAACCAGCAGUACCAGUUCCAAAAAAUACAAAUGCUAAGAGAAUAAUAACAACCCAUCAUUUUAUAAAUAGUGAAUUCAAAGAAUAUAUUAAUACUAUAUAUAAUACUGAAUUAUUUGCAGAUGGAUACAUAGAUUUUUAUAAAGCUUGUCAUAGUUAAUACUGUAUGUAACACAAAUUAUAGAAUGGAUUGUAAGAAUAAAACGAAAUUUGAUAUAAAACAUUAAACACUGUA
Messenger RNA from Bombus pascuorum, 2583 nucleotides. RefSeq names its product nucleolar complex protein 3 homolog (gene Noc3). The record is from RefSeq and is a predicted model, not a curated record. Gene Ontology annotation, cellular component: nucleolus. The transcript has 10 exons. Bases 154 to 2508 code for a protein of 784 amino acids. Gene Ontology annotation, biological process: DNA replication initiation. Gene Ontology annotation, molecular function: chromatin binding. NCBI's taxonomy places the organism in Eukaryota, Metazoa, Arthropoda, Insecta, Hymenoptera, Apidae.